AUGCCUGCACAGGGGUCCCAGAGGAGCCUGCUGGGCUCUCUGAACUCCACCCUCAUGGCCACCUCUAGCCUCGGGUUGGCUGCCAACCAGUCAGGACCCCAGUGCCUGGAGGUGUCUGUCCCUGAUGGACUCUUCCUCUGCCUGGGGCUGGUGAGCUUGGUGGAAAACAUGCUGGUGGUGGCUGCUAUUGCCAAGAAUCGCAACCUGCACUCACCCAUGUACUGCUUCAUCUGCUGCCUGGCCCUGUCUGACUUGCUAGUGAGCGUGAGCAACGUGCUGGAGACAGCUGUCAUGCUGCUGCUGGAGGCAGGUGCCCUGGCUGCGCAGGCCACCGUGGUGCAGCAGCUGGACAACAUCAUCGAUGUGCUCAUCUGCAGCUCCAUGGUGUCCAGCCUCUGCUUUCUGGGCGCCAUCGCCAUGGAUCGCUACAUCUCUAUCUUCUAUGCGCUGCGAUAUCACAGCAUUGUGACUCUGUCACGGGCACAGUGGGCCACUGCAGCUGUCUGGGCAGCCAGCAUCCUCUCCAGCACCCUCUUCAUUGCCUACUAUGACCACACGGCUGUCCUGCUCUGCCUCGUGGUCUUCUUCCUUGCCAUGCUAGUCCUCAUGGCCGUGCUGUAUGCCCACAUGCUCACGCAAGCAUGCCAGCAUGUCCAGGGCAUCACCCGGCUCCACAAGAGGCAGCGCCUGGUCCAGCAGGGCUUUGGCCUUAAGGGUGCUGCCACCCUCACCAUCCUGCUGGGAGUCUUCCUGCUGUGCUGGGGCCCCUUCUUCCUGCACCUCACACUCAUCGCUGUCUGCCCCCAGCACCCAACCUGCAGCUGUGUCUUCAAGAACUUCAAACUCUUCCUGGCCCUCAUCAUCUGCAAUGCCAUUGUUGACCCUCUUAUCUAUGCCUUCCGAAGCCAGGAGCUCCGCAAGACACUCAAGGAGGUGCUGCUGUUCUCCUGGUGA
Molecule: messenger RNA, 954 nt
Organism: Nycticebus coucang (slow loris)
Lineage: Eukaryota; Metazoa; Chordata; Mammalia; Primates; Lorisidae
Gene: MC1R
Product: melanocortin 1 receptor
Exons: 1
Coding region: 1-954 (317 amino acids)
Biological process (GO): G protein-coupled receptor signaling pathway
Cellular component (GO): membrane
Molecular function (GO): melanocyte-stimulating hormone receptor activity
Source: RefSeq, a predicted model, not a curated record